Molecule: messenger RNA, 4073 nt
Organism: Peromyscus eremicus (cactus mouse)
Lineage: Eukaryota; Metazoa; Chordata; Mammalia; Rodentia; Cricetidae
Gene: Dpp10
Product: dipeptidyl peptidase like 10
Exons: 21
Coding region: 319-1947 (542 amino acids)
Biological process (GO): proteolysis
Molecular function (GO): dipeptidyl-peptidase activity; serine-type peptidase activity
Source: RefSeq, a predicted model, not a curated record
UUUCAUUAUUCAUUUACCGCUUCAUAUUUGAUUUACAACAUACACACUGGGGAAGUGUGGGAGUUGAAUCCUCCAGAAGUCGAGGACUCAGUAUUGCAGUAUGCAGCCUGGGGUGUGCAAGGACAGCAGUUGAUUUAUAUUUUUGAAAACAAUAUCUACUAUCAACCUGAUAUCAAGAGCAGUUCUUUACGACUGACAUCUUCAGGAAAAGAGGGAAUAGUUUUUAAUGGGAUUGCUGACUGGUUAUACGAAGAGGAACUUCUACAUUCUCACAUCGCCCACUGGUGGUCACCCGAUGGAGAGAGACUUGCCUUCUUGAUGAUAAAUGACUCCUUGGUGCCUAAUAUGGUUAUACCUCGGUUUACUGGAGCACUGUACCCCAAAGCAAAGCAGUACCCAUACCCCAAGGCAGGUCAAGUGAACCCAACAGUGAAAUUAUAUGUUGUAAACCUGUAUGGACCAACUCAUACUUUGGAGCUGAUGCCGCCCGACAUUUUUAAAUCAAGAGAAUAUUACAUCACCAUGGUUAAAUGGGUGAGCAACACCAGGACAGUGGUCAGGUGGUUGAAUCGGCCUCAGAACAUCUCUAUCCUCACGGUCUGUGAGUCCACCACCGGGGCAUGCAGUAGGAAAUAUGAGAUGACAUCCGACACCUGGCUCUCUAAACAGAACGAGGAGCCUGUAUUUUCCAGAGAUGGAAGCAAGUUCUUCAUGACCGUUCCUGUCAAACAAGGUGGCCGAGGAGAAUUCCACCACAUAGCCAUGUUCCUGGUCCAGAGUAAAAGCGAGCAAAUUACAGUGCGGCAUCUGACAUCGGGAAACUGGGAAGUGAUACGGAUCUUAGCCUAUGAUGAAACAACUCAAAAAAUUUACUUUCUGAGCACAGAGUUUUCUCCCCGAGGGAGGCAGCUGUACAGUGCUUCUACCGAGGGACUGUUGAAUCGUGUUUGCAUCUCAUGCAACUUUAUGAAAGAUGAUUGCACAUAUUUUGAUGCCAGCUUCAGUCCCAUGAACCAACAUUUCUUGUUAUUCUGUGAAGGUCCAAGGGUCCCAGUGGUCAGCCUCCACAGUACAGACAACUCAUCAAGGUAUUUCAUCUUGGAAAGCAACUCUCUGAUGAAAGAAACUAUCCAGAAGAAGAAGCUCGCAAAGUCAGAGAUUAGAAUACUUCACAUUGAUGACUAUGAACUUCCUUUACAGUUGUCCUUUCCCAAAGAUUUUAUGGAGAAAAACCAGUAUGCUCUUCUCUUAAUAAUGGAUGAAGAACCAGGAGGCCAGAUGGUGACAGAUAAGUUCCAUGUUGACUGGGAUUCCGUUCUUAUUGACACUGAUAAUGUCAUUGUAGCAAGAUUUGAUGGCAGAGGAAGUGGAUUCCAGGGCCUGAAAGUUUUGCAGGAGAUUCACAGAAGGAUAGGGUCAGUAGAAGCAAAGGACCAAGCAGCAGCUGUAAAAUAUUUACUGAAACUACCAUAUAUUGACUCCAAAAGAUUAAGCAUUUUUGGAAAGGGGUAUGGGGGCUAUGUUGCAUCAAUGAUCUUAAAAUCAGAUGAGAAGCUUUUCAAAUGUGGAACAGUGGUUGCACCCAUCUCAGACAUGAAGUUGUAUGCCUCAGCUUUCUCUGAGCGGUACCUUGGUAUGCCAUCAAAGGAAGAAAGCACUUACCAGGCAUCCAGUGUAUUGCAUAACAUUCAUGGUCUAAAAGAAGAAAAUAUAUUAAUAAUUCACGGAACUGCAGAUACAAAAGUUCAUUUCCAACAUUCAGCAGAAUUGAUCAAGCAUCUGAUAAAAGCUGGAGUGAAUUAUACUCUUCAGGUCUAUCCAGAUGAAGGAUAUCAUGUUUCGGACAAGAGCAAGCAUCAUUUCUACAGCACAAUCCUCAGAUUCUUCAGUGAUUGUCUAAAGGAAGAAGUAUCCGUGCUGCCUCCAGAACCAGAAGAAGAUGAAUAACGGACCCUGCUAUACAGAGCUGAAGGGGAUAUUGAGGCUCAAUGAAACCGAAUCAAGAGACUGUCAUGUUGUAGACACUCCAGAAUUCCAAGGGCAGCUUGAGGAGAUGAAACUGGAACAGCACACUCAGAGAGUGAACUAGAACUUGAAGACAGAUGUCCUCAUCUACUGUGCUGCCAAGGGUGCAGAAGGUGUUUCAUUGUAAUGGGAAGUUGCAAGGGUUGGUUUCCUGGGAAAAAAAUUAGUUUCACAUUAAAGUAGGAAUAGUGCAUGUUUCCUUCUGUUAUCCCCUUUUGUUCUGUGACUAGUUACCCUCACUUUGAUUUCAGUGACCACAAUCACCUUUGCAUAAAGUGCAUAACGUACCAUCAGUACCACAGUCCCUGAUCUUUGAUGGCUGAGCUGCAAUCUAACAUGUUAAUGUAUCUCUAUAAUAAGUGCAAUUCUCUCAUUGUCUAUUACUAUGCUUAAGAAAGUAUUCAGUUAAUAAACAAAAAGCAGAGUAUUUUACAUAAAGUUCUGUUUUUAAAAAGGCAUUAUUAAAUGAGUCAAGGCUAUGUAGAAAUAUGGAUCUCAGCACCUUCCAAAGUUCAGGCAGUUGUCAGUAGGUAGAAUACCUUUAAAUCAACACACACGAGUGUAUGUCUCACAAUAUAAUAUAUAUAUACACGCACGUGUGCAUAUGCAGACAAUGAGUCUAUCUGUAUGUUACUCAUGCUACAAAGGGUAAACUUUAAUGAAUUACAACGGAUACUCUUUUUCCAGGCUGCAAUGUGGACGCUUCGUUUAAUGAGCCAAAUAUGAGCCCCUUUUGUUUCCGGUUCAGAUUCUAGCAAUUGCUUUCCUAUAAAUGUUCGGGUUGUGUUUGGUAUUGGUUUUAGUGGUUAAUAGUUUUCUAGUUGCAGUUUACUUUUUUGAAUAUGAUACCUUGUCCCAUGUAAAUUAGAUACUUAAAUAUUAAAUUAUAGUUUCUGAUAAAGAAAUUUUGUUAAACAAAUGCAAUGCCACUGAGUGGCAUUUUGCUCUCUUGGUGGGGAAAGCUUUUUUAAGAACUCGGACCUUGAACUUCCAGCUCCCAGUGCAGUAAAGUCAAUUCUCAUUUUUAUUAUAAAAGCAAAAAUCUGAAUUAUUUCAUUGUUUCCAGAGUCAACUUAGCAUUCCGUGCCUGCUCGAUUCAUCUGUUGCUGUUUAAUUAAGCCCUUGUGGUAAGAAUUAGAAGGGAAAUAUUUUUUAUUCAUUGACCCCCAAACUCACCAACAGCAGUAGGUGGUGUUUUAUUUAAAUGGAAGGCACACGGGGUACCGCAUUCUCCAGUGUGUCAGCUUGCAGCAGUAAGUGAGAAUGAAAGAUGAACUAAACUGUGUGGAGUUUCAGUCAGGAGAAGGCAGAGGUGAUGAUGGAAGUCACUGUGAGAUGUUUCAAAAUCGGAAACCAAACUCUGUCACUCCAAAAAUCUAGGCAGUAUCAUGUAUUUGCAUAGCUUCAGAUCUGUUCCUAGGGAAAGCUGGGCUCCCAUGUCCUCUGAAAAUCAGGAAGGGAAUUUUAGAAGUCAAGAAUUUGUCCAAUCACCCUCUGCUUCAUCAGUGGAGCAGCCCAGGAUUCUGAGAUGUGGUCCUGGGACUCUGAGGCCAGUUCUCCCUCUUUUUCCCUCAGUACUUGGGAAUUGUGUCUUCCCUGCUCCAUUAGAUCCAAUUUAAUAUGCGAAAGAUGCCCUCUCCAGAAAGACCCAUUUUAGGUCUUUUUCAAGGAUAGUGAACACAUUUUUUUAACAAAAUAGGUUGUAAUGUUUCCAAGGAAAGUUUUGCCUAUUUUAUUAAGAUGGGAGUUUCUUUUUAGGCUGAUUUGAAGUCCAACUGAAGCUUUUUAAUCAAUAUUUUAGAUUUCAACCACUAGAGAUUUUUAUGAUGCGAAUAAUUAUGUUGUCUGAAAGAUGUGGUUUUAUUGAAUGUCUAUUUGAGUAACAUUUAAAAAGUGUUUACCUUUUACUGUUCAUCAUUUCUCUUGUUUAUGGUUAUUAUCAAUGUUUAUCUAUUUUUUGAUUAAUUUAAUACAGUUUGUAAUGUGAAAGUUGCUUGUCUGGGACCACUUUCACCUCAAAGUACCGAUGGAUCUCACAUGAAAACAUG